AUGAAUAUGGUUCUGUUAGAGUUACGAAAUUGUGAUAUGAUUACACAUGGCUCUUUUACCAUUGCAAAUAUACUCCCAGAUGGCUUUUUACCCAGCCAAGACUGUACUAUAGAGCAUACCAUUGGCCCUCUUUCCGUAGCAGAUUCUUUUAUGAAGGACUUUAGCAUGCUUAUGGAACAUCAGCACAUUAGUUUGAUACAUUCUUACUACUUUGGCUCAGUUGGUGCGAAAGAGACAAACUUAAACAAGCAUCCGGUUCAGAUGGCCAUCUUCAAGGCCCUAGAAUCAUCUGGAAUAGAGCGAGGCAAGUUUAAAGAAACAUCAUUAAAGUCUUAUGAAAUGGGAAAUGCUCUUGUUGAUGUUACCACAAACAUGAAAAAUAUGUGGAGCACGCCAAAAAUCUUCUAUGGCUUGAUGAACAGUUUACUGGAUGUUUUGUUACGAGUACAUUUGGUGCCUAACCGAGAAGCCAAAUACAGAAGCUAUAUCCAGAAAAAAGCAGAAGAAAGAUCAAAAAAAGACUCGCAACAGCCAGUAGACGAUAAUAGCAGGACAUCUACUUUUGCCGAUCUGCCUAGGAAUGCAAGAAGGAAUAUUGCACGAGGCGAAGAAUACAAGAAAAAAAAGUACGAAGCAAAAAUAAAAAGAAAGCCUGAAGAAGCGCACAAAUGGAAAGCUAAAGUCGAUACGUACCAAAAAAGGAUUGAUGGAUACAAAAUGGCUGUUUUGGUAAGAUGCCUUAUUUUCGUGCUACAAGAUAUUGACAAUGUAAUUAAAAAUGAUGACGAGGAUGACGUGGAAGAAGAAGAGCUGAUCACAGGCAACACCACAGAUUUAACAAGAAGGAGAUUACGCUGCUUAAAAUCUGUUCUGAAAAGCCUACUUCUCGAUGACAGAAAAGAUGAAUUCAGUAUCGACGACCUGAAAAAGGAAUGUUCUGACGUUGAAGAAAAAGAAGCAUAUCCUUGCCUGCUGAUUUUGAAUGCUUUGAAGCCGUAUAUUCCAAAGAAGAAAGAACGGUUCAUUAUAGCUCAUCAAUUACCAUUUUGCAUCCUAGCGAAUGAUACUCUUUUGUAUGCUGGCUACAGGAAGUUUUACAGAAAGCUUUGUCCGCAGCCAUCUGCUUCUUCACUGCAUGCCUUAAGAAUAGACGGGCCAUCAUUGUAUCAAAUACUGACCAGACUUCCUUGUGCAUUGGCAAUAUUCAACUAUGAUAACUAUCUCAUAGAAUCGGUUGAAGAAGCUCGCCAAAACAAGGAUGCUGUUUUUAGCUCAUUGUUUGAUAUGAAUGCUAUAGCAACGGUGUGCAAGUCCAAAGGUCGCCCGCUUGCUUGGAACAAAGGAUUCUGUGGUGAUUCAAGCAAGAAGAAAGGUCCCGCCUCAUAUGAAUUGACAGAUCAUCCGACUGUAAAAGAGGAAUCUAAAAAGCCAAAAGAGACUCUUGUGCAAGAAUUCCAAGGCAUGCAAUCUGAAGUCGUUCAGAUAGAAAAAUUACUUAAAGAUGCAUUGAAGAACAACAAUAACAGGGACUUCUCUAAGGACAUCAAAGACUUGAAGGCCAAAUGGAGAAAUAGCAGCCUUGAAGAAAAGGUUGACUUAUACAGCGCCAUCGAACAAGUCCAAGAUGAACGAGACCAGUCGUUUUUGUCUGUGCAAGCAGCAAGAGAUAAACUGAAGUUGAAAAGACAACUGAUGCAUUUUAAAAGGGUAGCGAUGAAGCAAAAACCUGCAAUCACCCACGAAACAGCCACUACCUCCCAAAGUAGCAAUACUCAGUGGCAUAUUGUGCAGAAAUAUGGUCAUGGGAUUGCUAAAGUGGAAGAUUGUCGACUAAGCCCACAGGUUAAUCCUUCUGAAGAAUUUAUUUUUUCUGGCACAGAUAAUGGUCUGAAGACUAUGACAAGUACUGUUCCCCUGACGAUGAAACGAUUCAAGUUUCACCUUGAGCUGCGAAAUAAGUACAAAGCAUUGGAAAAUAUCGAUGAGUGUAAAGAAGAAGCUCAGAAAAUAGUGAGCAAGUAUAGCAGUGAAGAAUCUGAUGCAAAAUCAUUUCUGCAGCUACCAUCUUCUAUGGCAAUGAAGACAGGCGAUAUAGAUAUUGGCUCAGGAUAUUAUAAUGUCCGAAGAAAGCUGGAAAAAGCAAAGAAGUCAACAGAAGGCAAAGCAGUACAAGUCAUUGAAAAUAAUCUUUCAAAGUUAGACUUAAAGAUGGCAACAAGCGUUGAGCAAGCAAUGAGUAUACAUCAGCACCGUAUCAGUAACCGUUUAGCUCUCAGAAAUUUUUAUAAUUCCAAAAAGAGAGUUAAAUUGAAACGAACGUGCGAAAUGCAAAACGACAGCUUUCGAAGACGAUUGUGCGCAAAAGAAAGAACAUUUUUGAUAGAAAAGAAAGCAAAAGGUAGAAGCAGGCCUUGCCCUAUCAUGUUUAUCGGAGGCAGAGGCACGGGGGUAGGCUCAACCAUAAAGGGAUAUAGAAGAUAUGGUGGAAAAUGGAAGCAGUGCAUGCAUGGUAUGAACAUCAAUGUGUGUAUCACAAAUGAAAACAUAACAUCACAAACAUGCAUGUACUGCUUCUCCAAGCUGGACCAUCCCAUCCAUCGAAAGGUUAUAAAUGGCAAAGAAAUCAAGACAAAGGUCAAAGGAUCGUUCUUGUGCAGCAAUCCUGACUGUGUUUUGGUCUCAAACAAAAAAGCCAUCAAGUCUAGAGACAACCUGUCUGCCCUCGCCAUUGGCCUUUCUGGCCUUUGCUCGUUACUCUUCCAGGAAACAUUUCCUGAACUAUCUGCAAAAAUCAGUCAAUCCAACACUGACUUCAUAAACAAGACCGCAUCCUUCCUAAAUGCAAGAGAAUGCUGGGACACUGGCCGUGAUGCCAGUAAUCGGGAUCGAAUUGUGACUUCUUAA
Rhizopus microsporus ATCC 52813 is the source of this 2904-nucleotide messenger RNA. RefSeq lists its product as uncharacterized. The transcript has 5 exons. Lineage: Eukaryota; Fungi; Mucoromycota; Mucoromycetes; Mucorales; Rhizopodaceae. Bases 1 to 2904 code for a protein of 967 amino acids. The record is from RefSeq and is a predicted model, not a curated record.